AUGCAAAACGGAGAGCUUUAUAUAUACAUUCAGGACAUCGCGGCCAACCUCUCGCCACCGAUUGCCGCCAUUUAUAUACUGGCCAUCGCGUGGAAGAGAAUCAACGAAAAGGGCGCCUUUUGGGCACUCAUUAUUGGAUUAGUUGCGGGAGUCGUCCGAUUAAUCGUAAAUCUCAUAUAUCGAGAGCCCAUUUGUGGUGAACAGGAUUUGCGGCCAAAUAUCCUUAAACUUCAUUACAUUUUAUUGACUCAGAAAACCGAAGAAUUCCGGCUCAUUCGCACCACUUAUUGGACAAGAUUUGAUGAAAGAGAGCGAACCGAUGAGACCGAGAAUGUGGAUCAAAUUGAAUGCCAAUACAUCAACAAUGAAAGCAACACUCAAAGCAACGGAACAUUAAUCACUGGAAACGCGGAUUUUGUCGAAAAGAAAGUCAAAGAAUCUCUGAUCAGAAACUUUUUCCAAUGGUUUUGUGGAAUCAAUUACAAGAAUCAAAGUGAGAGUACAUUGAAUGAUAAUUUGGCAAAUAUUGCAUCCAUUCAUCAAACCAAGUAUGAGAAGAGGAUUCUUAUGAUCUGUCUUAUGAUUGUGAUAUCAAUAGCGGUCACACUUUUUGUCUACUUUUCACUUCCGUUAGAAAUUCGCUUUUAUAUUUAAUAAUUAAUUCAUUUAUAGUAAUAUAAGUUUGUUCGCCAAUAAUAUAAUCCUGGUCACCAAUAAUUAUUUAUAACACAUCAUUCAAUUCAGACAUUAAUACACGUGUUAAGUCAAGCAUCAAG
Medioppia subpectinata is the source of this 776-nucleotide messenger RNA. Lineage: Eukaryota; Metazoa; Arthropoda; Arachnida; Sarcoptiformes; Oppiidae. The record is from the annotation of a GenBank genome assembly.